Botrytis byssoidea is the source of this 762-nucleotide messenger RNA. RefSeq lists its product as uncharacterized. Lineage: Eukaryota; Fungi; Ascomycota; Leotiomycetes; Helotiales; Sclerotiniaceae. The coding region runs from base 112 to 606 and encodes 164 amino acids. The record is from RefSeq and is a predicted model, not a curated record. The transcript has 2 exons. Gene Ontology annotation, molecular function: cyanate hydratase activity; DNA binding.
GCUUAAGAUAUAAACAUCACUCUGAUCUCACGUUGUUUUUCUGCUCAAUCAUUUCAAUCAAAUACCAACAUCUUAUAUAGUCCUCACCAAAAUCUACCAAAAUCUACCAAAAUGGCUGAUCAAACCAAGAUUGCAACGCUCGAUAGCACACUUGUCGACCGUCUUCCUACCUCCUCCAAAACCCUCUUUGAGGCCAAAGCCACCAAAGCUUUAACCUUCGAAUCCAUCGCCAACCAACUUGGCCGCUCCGAGGUCGCUGUUGCUGCACUCUUCUACGGCCAAUCGCAAGCCUCUGCCGCCGACAUUGAGAAGCUUUCCCAAAUCCUCGACGUACCACAAUCAAAACUCGAGGCCGAACUCGGAGGUUUCCCAGACCGUGGACGUGCUGGUCCUAUGCCACCAGUUGAACCUCUCAUCUAUCGAUUGUAUGAAAUUGUUCAAAACUAUGGAUAUGCUUACAAGGCCGUUAUGAACGAAAAGUUUGGAGAUGGAAUUAUGAGUGCUAUUUCUUUCAGUACCAAGGUCGAGAAGGAGACCGAUGAUCAGGGAAACAACUGGGCAGUUAUUACUUUGAGAGGAAAGUGGUUGCCAUUCUCCAGAUUUUAAAUUGGCUUGCACUGGAAGGAGAGGAGGGAUUUCAACUGGAGGCUUUCUGAAGGAAAAAUAACAAGCUGAAGGGGCUGCCAAUAUGGCACCUGGGUUCUACGAUUAAUUAUGAAAAAUAUGAAGAAAUUAAUGAAUCAAUGAAUGUUUUACACGUCG